GGCAAGAUCGCGAGGCUCAAGUGUAUCCGAUUUACCGAACCAACCACAUCUUGCAUGUCAUCGCACGCCAUGUUUGCAUCUCAGGCACAGAUUGAGCAAAACGGUUUAUGACGUGGUUGGGGUCGCACGGGAACAAUUGACAUCAAGACUUCACUUUCACGAAUGCGACACCCGUCUGCUCUUUUCUGAAGUACAAAUCCCCGAUUGCAAAGCACCGACUCUGUUCAUCGAACCAACAUUAUCACCAUGGCAGAAAACAUCGAAAUCACCCCUCGUACCGGCACUGCCUUCACCUUGAACAAAGGUCAACGCCUGACUGUCAUUGACCCCAAAGGCGUACAAGUUUCUGAUCUCGUGGCCUUCAAUCGUCACGAUCCCGAGGAAGUCAUUAGCAACGGCAGAACGCUCGACUACGCAAGUCGGAUAUUCUUGACCACCGGCGACCCGCUCUACUCGAAUCGCAGCAAUGUCAUGCUCAAAAUCGUUGCCGACAACUCUCCUGGCAAGCACGAUUUUUUGUUGACGCCCUGCUCAAAAGACACUUUCCGAAUCAUAUACGGUGACAAAGAGCCGCACCAAGGAUGUUUUGGCAACAUCGCCGGCGCGAUUGAACCCUAUGGCAUCUCACCCGACCGUAUACCAUGCGCUUUCAACUGUUUCAUGUAUGUCACUGUUGAUUCAGAAUCUGGCGAACUCAAGGUCCUGCCUCCUAUCACGAAAGCGGGUGACAGCAUCGAAUUUGUGGCAGAGAUGGACCUGAUCAUCGCUUUGACCGCAUGCUCCGCCCUGCAGUCUAAUGGCGGAUCGUUCAAGCCAAUCCAAUAUAAAGUCAGCGAUUAAGCACGAGGCGGGCAGGCCGCGGAGGAAUUUAAUUGUCGUUGGUCGUGGAAUUCAGAACUUACCCCAUGGGGCGAUCUAUCUAUGGAAUGACAGAUCUCAUCUGCCCAUCUGGAAAGGCUGAAUCUGGGGCGGAAAAUAAUGAGUCGUCAUCGAACUGCGAGAUAUCUUCCGAAUAAGGUUAGCAUUCGACGCUUGUUACCAACGUUCAACGCUUGAUUGUCAGCCAUGAUUUACGAGUAACGAGCAGAGCCUCUGUGGUUCACGAUCUCUUCGUGCCUAUUUUGGCGGCCGAAUGCGUACGUCCGAAAUGACGUCUAGACAUGAUGAUUCAUCCCUUGCUUGUUUGAGGCAGAGUGUUGGCGUAAAAAAGUAAAGCGGAACCUGAUAGCUCAGGCAAAUGUUUACAAUCGUAAGAAAAUAGUG
Messenger RNA from Aureobasidium subglaciale EXF-2481, 1263 nucleotides. RefSeq lists its product as uncharacterized. The record is from RefSeq and is a predicted model, not a curated record. The coding region runs from base 247 to 840 and encodes 197 amino acids. The transcript has a single exon. NCBI's taxonomy places the organism in Eukaryota, Fungi, Ascomycota, Dothideomycetes, Dothideales, Saccotheciaceae.